AAAUACAGAAGAGAAGAGGGAAAUCGUAUAGUAGUGGCAGAAGCAGUUUAGGGUUUGUUCCGCCUGCACAGAGUUAGAGAAAUUAAAGAAAGGACAAUACAAGAAAUGGAAACUUCAGAGCCUCAACUGCCCCCACCACCUCCUUCGCCCACGAAUUUUACUCCAAAAACACUUGCAGUCGCCAAACGUGCCCCAAUGGAACGCCGUGGGUUUGCUACUAAUGGCGCAAAGAUUCAGCUUCUCACAAAUCACUUCAGAGUAGGCCUGUCGAACAAUGAUGGAUGCUUCUUCCAGUACAGCGUUUCCCUAACAUAUGAGGAUGGAAAUGCAGUUGAUGCAAAGGGUGUUGGGAGGAGAGUUAUAGAUCAAGUCUAUGAAACAUAUGGUUCAGAGCUCGCGGGAAAGCAUCUGGCCUAUGAUGGUGAUAAGACAUUGUUCACUCUUGGUGCAUUACCAGGAAACAAGUUAGAAUUUACAGUUGUGCUGGAUGAUAUAAUGUCUAACAGAAACACUAAUGGUGGAGCUGGUAGCCCCGAAGGUGGUAGCCCAAAUGAUAAAGACAGGAAGAGAUCAAAGAGGCAGCCAAGGUCCAAGACGUACAAUGUGGCGAUAAGCUAUGCAACUAGAAUCCCAAUGCAAGCCAUUGCUGAUGCUCUUCGGGGAAAGGAGUCUGAAAACUUCCAAGAGGCUGUCAGAGUGUUGGACAUCAUACUUCGGCAGCAGGCUGCUAAACAGGGCUGCCUUCUUGUGCGGCAAUCUUUUUUCCAUAAUGAACCAAAGAACUUUGUUGACCUUGGCGGUGGAGUUGCUGGGUGCCGUGGGUUUCAUUCAAGUUUCCGUGCCACACAGGGAGGCCUAUCAUUGAACAUUGAUGUAACCACUACCAUGACUGUCAAACCUGGGCCAGUAAUUGAUUUCUUGCUAGAAAACCAAAAUGUCAAACAUCCUCGCGAUAUUGAUUGGUCAAGGGCUAAGAAGGCGCUGAAGAGCCUCAGGGUCACAGUUAAACCCUCAAAUAGGGAACACAAAAUAACUGGCUUUAGUGAUAAGACUUGUUCAGAGCAAAUGUUUACGUUGAAGAGAAAUAUUGGAAGGAAGGAUGACGGUGAUGAAAGUCCUGUUGAGAUGACUGUUUAUGACUAUUUUGUCAAUCACCGAUCUAUACACUUGCAAUAUUCUGGAAACUUUCCAUGCAUCAAUGUUGGGAAGCCUAAAAGGCCAACUUUCAUUCCCAUUGAGCUUUGCUCCCUGGUUUCUCUGCAACGGUAUACUAAGUCACUCUCCAAUCUUCAAAGGGCUUCUCUUGUAGAAAAAUCUCGACAAAAGCCUCCAGAGCGCAUGAAUGUCUUGAAAGAUGCACUGGGCCGUAGCGAUUACAAUAGUGAUCCUCUCCUUAAGUCUUGUGGAAUUGUAAUCUAUAAUCAAUUCACGGAAGUCCAAGGCCGUGUUUUGCAACCUCCAAAGUUGCUUUAUGGUAAUAAAGAGGGGUUCUUUCCACGUAACGGAAGGUGGAAUUUCAAUCAAAAGAAAUUGGUUCAACCCGUUAAAAUUGAGAAAUGGGCUGUUGUGAACUUCUCUGCUCGCUGUGAUGUGCGCAAACUUUGUAGAGAUCUACAAAACUGUGGACAAAUGAAGGGAAUUAUGAUCAACCCUCCUUUUGAUGUAUUUGAUGAAGAACAACAAUUUAGACGCGCUCCUGCCCCAGUGAGAGUGGAAAAGAUGGGAAAGUUAUUGAAAUCAAGACUUCCCGGCAAACCAGAUUUUAUUCUUUGUAUUCUAUCUGAAAGAAAAAAUUGUGAUAUCUAUGGACCAUGGAAGAAGAUGAAUCUUUCAGAACUUGGAGUUGUGACUCAGUGCAUUGCACCUACAAGGGUGAAUGACCAAUAUCUCACAAAUGUUCUUCUCAAAAUCAACGCCAAGCUUGGAGGAAUGAAUUCCUUGUUGGCAGACGAGCAUUUUUUGACCAUCCCUUUGGUAUCUACUGUACCCACAAUCAUUGUUGGAAUGGACGUGUCUCAUGGAUCCCCAGGGCGUGCAGAUGUGCCCUCAAUUGCAGCGGUGGUGAGUUCUAGAGGUUGGCCAUGUAUCUCUCGCUAUCGAGCUUCUGUCCGUACUCAGUCACCCAAGCUAGAAAUGAUAGAUUCUCUUUACAAAAGAGUCUCUGACUCAGAAAAAGAUGAGGGCAUGUUCAGGGAACUUCUGGUAGACUUCUACUCUAGUACUCAGCAAAGAAAACCAGACCAAAUUAUAAUAUUUAGGGAUGGAGUGAGUGAGUCCCAGUUCAACCAAGUUUUGAAUAUUGAACUUGAACAGAUCAUUGAGGCUUGUAAAUUGCUAGAUGAAAGCUGGUCUCCUAAGUUCACAGUAAUCAUUGCGCAGAAGAAUCACAAUACCAAAUUCUUCCAAAAGAAUUCCCCUGACAAUGUCCCCCCUGGAACUGUUAUUGAUAAUGGAAUAUGUCACCCCAAGAACAAUGACUUCUAUAUGUGUGCUCAUGCUGGAAUGAUUGGAACCACAAGGCCUACUCAUUAUCAUAUUCUACAUGAUGAGAUUGGCUUUUCUCCUGAUACACUGCAAGAGCUUGUCCAUUCAUUAUCUUAUGUGUACCAGCGGAGUACAACAGCCAUUUCUGUUGUUGCGCCGAUAUGUUAUGCGCACUUGGCUGCUGCACAGGCUGGGCAGUUCAUCAAGUUCGACGAUUUCUCCGACACUUCCUCCAGUCACGGGGGAGUAGGCACACCUGGUGCAGUUCCAGUCCCUCAACUACCAGUGUUGCAUGGCAAUGUUAAGAGUUCAAUGUUCUUCUGCUGACUUGGUGCCUAUGGCAUACCUUUUUCUACCCCUUCUGGUUUCCCACUUAUUUAAUGCCUUCUUGGUUUUGCUGACAAACUCAAAUGUCCCUAUUUUGCUUACGGCAUGUUUUCUAAAUAUAAUCUUUUGCUCAACAAACGGAAUUUGUAAAUAGUGUUUUGGUUGACUGCAAGUCAAAAACCUUUGCUUUGGAA
Messenger RNA from Cuscuta europaea, 3005 nucleotides. Lineage: Eukaryota; Viridiplantae; Streptophyta; Magnoliopsida; Solanales; Convolvulaceae. The record is from the annotation of a GenBank genome assembly.